Molecule: messenger RNA, 4254 nt
Organism: Camelus dromedarius (Arabian camel)
Lineage: Eukaryota; Metazoa; Chordata; Mammalia; Artiodactyla; Camelidae
Gene: CTSC
Product: cathepsin C
Exons: 7
Coding region: 110-1504 (464 amino acids)
Cellular component (GO): lysosome
Molecular function (GO): cysteine-type endopeptidase activity
Source: RefSeq, a predicted model, not a curated record
CCCCUCUGACUAUUUUAAGGCGCGCGCGCGCGGCUGCGGUGGCUUGUGUCCCUCCCGGCUGAGCUCCGGCUCUUGACCCUCCCCCGCCUCUCGUCCGGGCCCUGCCGGCAUGGGUUCCCGGCCGCACUCGCUGCUCGCCGCCCUCCUCGUGCUCCUCUGCGGUGCGGGCACCGUGCACUGCGAUACUCCUGCCAACUGCACCUACCCUGACCUGCUGGGCACCUGGGUCUUCCAGGUGGGCUCUAGCGGUUCCCAGCGCGACGUCAACUGCACGGUUAUGGGACCACCGGAAAAAAAAGUAGUGGUGCACCUUAAGAAGUUGGAUACAGCAUAUGAUGACUUUGGGAAUUCUGGCCAUUUCACCAUCAUUUACAAUCAAGGCUUUGAGAUUGUAUUGAAUGACUACAAGUGGUUUGCCUUUUUUAAGUAUGAAGAAGAGGGUGGCAAGGUAACCAGUUACUGCCACGAGACCAUGACUGGGUGGGUGCAUGACGUGCUGGGCCGGAACUGGGCGUGUUUCACUGGAAGGAAGGAGGGAAACACCUUUGAGAAUGUGAACGUGAACACAGCACCCCUUGAGAGGAGUCUCCAGGAAAAGUAUUCUAAUAGGCUCUACAAAUACAACCACAACUUUGUGAAAGCUAUCAACGCCAUUCAGAAGUCUUGGACUGCGACUGCAUACAGAGAGUAUGAGGUUCUUACCCUGAAAGAGAUGAUUAGGAGAAGUGGUGGCCACGGCCGGAGAAUCCCAAGGCCGAAACCUGCACCAAUAACUGCUGAAAUACAGGAAAAGACUUUACAUUUGCCAGCAUCCUGGGACUGGAGAAAUGUUCAUGGUACCAAUUUUGUUUCCCCUGUUCGAAACCAAGCCUCUUGUGGAAGCUGCUACUCAUUUGCUUCUGUGGGGAUGCUGGAAGCAAGGAUCCGUAUACUAACCAACAAUACUCAGGCCCCAAUCUUGAGUCCUCAGGAGGUUGUGUCUUGCAGUCAGUAUGCUCAAGGCUGUGAAGGUGGCUUCCCAUACCUCAUUGCAGGAAAGUACGCCCAAGACUUCGGGCUGGUGGAAGAGGCCUGCUUCCCCUACACAGGCACUGAUUCUCCAUGCAAACUGCAAAAGGACUGCUUUCGUUACUACACCUCCGAGUACGGCUACGUGGGAGGUUUCUAUGGGGGCUGCAACGAAGCCCUGAUGAAGCUUGAACUGGUCCAUCAAGGGCCCAUGGCAGUUGCCUUUGAAGUCUAUGAUGACUUCCUCCACUACCGCAAGGGGAUCUACCACCACACUGGUCUGAGAGACCCUUUCAACCCCUUCGAGCUGACCAAUCACGCCGUCCUGCUAGUGGGCUAUGGCACUGACUCAGCCUCUGGGCUGGAUUACUGGAUUGUUAAAAACAGCUGGGGCCGGGAGUGGGGUGAGGAUGGGUACUUCCGGAUCCGCAGAGGAACCGAUGAGUGUGCAAUUGAGAGCAUAGCAGUGGCGGCCACACCAAUUCCUAAACUGUAGCAGGUACCUCCCAGCAUUUCCUGCUGACCACCGUCAGCCAGGAAAGGAAACUGACUUAUUCACAGACUGCAGGCCUUUACAGUGUUGCUACUGCAAGAUCGAAAGAUUACAAAUAGAUUCCUAUGAAGAUUUGUGCCUUUAAAAUUAAAACUGCCUUUGAUUUUUAAUAUACCUUCCCAUUAAACACCAGCAGACUUUCUCCUAAGUACUUGAUUAAUUGAAUUUUUUAAUGGAUGAUGGUGAACUGUGAAGUAAUGGAUUUUGCUAAUCAUUUGUAAUUCAAGCAGAUGCUAUAUAUUUUAAAAAGUCUAUGUGAAAGCACAGGCUUAUUUUUAAAUUGUACAAAUCAUGAGAAAAUAUGGCAAUGAUUAUUACAUUUUUUUUAAAUUUUGUAAAUAUUCAAGUGCUGUUAUGUAUUGUAGAAUUUAUGUAUGUGCUUAAGAGAAUUUUUACUCUUGACUCCUUCAGUCAUAUUCACUUGUCUCACGUAAAUACUUUAAAAAGGAAAAUCAUUGCAGAAUAUUUCAAUUAAAAACAAAAUUUAUGAACCUUUACAAUAGGAGGGGGUAUAUGCAAAUAAUGUCUGGUGAACCCUAAAAUCAUCUCCUGGAUAUCUGAUGAGCCAGAGAUCAUAGAGAAAAGAAACAGAAGUUUUAAUAAGAGUCUGGAUAUUAGUUAAACUUUCUUAUGGUGUAUCUGGCAUUUGGAAGUACUGGUUAACCUUUGUUGUCUGAGCAGUGAUAGCUUAAUUAGCAGAACAUUAGAAGUUUAGAUUUGGUCAGAUGGUUGGGCUUUCCAAGGGAUAUUUCACAGUGAUAUGAAACCUCCAGGCUGAGUAAACAGCACCUAUUAGAAAUGAUAGCUUAGGCAAAAUCAGGUGAACUAGGCAGUCAGAGCUCUAAAACAUAAACAAGAGCCACAAGCCUUUCAGAGCUGAGAGGGACCUUAGAGAUCAUGCAAUCUAACUUCCUCUUAACUAGAAAAAGAAACGAAGGCUUAUCGAGAGGGCAGGUGACGCAUCCAAGGUCACACAGCUGGCAAAUGAGGAGUCUUGAUUAGAACCUAGGCUUUCUAAGUCUAGUUGUCCUUUUGUGCCUUAGACACUGGGUCUCUGCACUUGCCACCAGAGUGUCCAAAAAUCACCAGGGAGACUAGGUGCACACUUGGAAAUUUCACGUUGACAUGUCAAGUCUCCGAGUUUUGUCUUAAAGCUCAUGUGCUUUCUGUAUGGCAGGUCACUACAAUGACAGAUUGACUCUUCUUAGGUGAAGUGUUAUUCCAGGAGUUUGCCUCAUGUUCAAAGUGUGGCUUCUUGGGCCUCGGCACACUGCCACAUACCCUUACCCUUUUCACCACGUGGUGACAAAGCAGACACUUGCAUGGCAGGCAUAGCCAAGAGUCCUUAUUAUCUGGAAGGACUCCAAAGAGGUAUAUUUUCUUUGUUACUCUUAUUGAUUGAAUGUAGUUACAAUCCUCCUUUAUGCCUUGUUGCUACAUCAAAGUGUAAACAGACUUUGAAAUCAAGCAGGACUUUUAUUUUCCACUAAAAUUUAUAAAGAUACUACCUAUCAGCUUCAUAGAUUUUAUUUACCAGGUGAGCAUGAGCCUAUCCUGUGGUCUUUGCUUGGACAGCGGUCAGCUGACACAUGUGACAGCAAGUCAGGGAGGUGGAGGGUUCCGCUGCUCUUGCACAAGCUCGUGAGGGCCCUGGCUGAGCUCUGAAAGAAGAUCAUUGCUCAGAUCAUUCAUUAAAUACUCUAGGAAAUAUAGGUGUGGACUUGACUGGCCAUGGGAGGCAGGUCUCACAAACAUGAUUAGUGGAGGACAAGUUUGAAGAGGACCUAAGUUUUCAGAGACUGCAAACGGGAUUGCCCAGGGAGCUCAAGUGACCCUGCCCUUCAACCGGCAUUUUUCUGCUGGGGGAGCCCUCCUCUUCCUAUUGCUCUACUGCAUCAAUUUGACCCAGGGAAAAGUGAAUGUGAGGCGAGAGGAGGGCUGUGUCCCAGGUCUCGGUUGAGCCCCUGCGAUGUGCCCCACCAAGUGUGGGUCCUUGGCUUCGCACAGGAAAGAAUUCAGGAGUGAGCCACACUUGAGUAAAGGUAGAUUUAUUUAGAGAGAUACAUACUGCAUAGAAUGUAGGCUAUUUCAGAAGGCGAGAGAAAGGCCAUGAGGCGCGGGGGUUGGGUGCUCAGGUUAAAGUAAAAGUAGACACACACUCCACAGACAGUGCAGGCCGUCUCUGAAGACAAGGGACUGAGACAAGCGGCCACGAGGCAGUGUUGCCAGUUUUUAUGGGCUCGGUAGCUUCAUAACCCAACAAGUGGGAGGACCAUACCAACCACCCUGGGGAAGGGGCUGGGAUUCCCAGCAACUGGGCCACUGCCCACUCUUUGACCCUUUAUGGUCAACCUUGAAGCUGUCAUGGCGCAUGUGGGAGUGUCACUUACCAUGUUAAUAUAUUACAAUGAGCAUACAAUGGGGCUCAAGGUCUACUGGGAGUUGAAUCUUCCAUCUUGGUGUCAAUUGCUGUGUCAUUCCUUGCAUGGCUGUGCCCUGCCCCAGUCCUUCCUGUCUCUGUUUCAUCCACAGUGGUGGAAUUCGUUCAAGAUGUUGACUGAAUGGAACAUCAUGGUUCCUCAAACCUUGUGAUUAGACUGUUAACCUGAACAAAAAGUAGCAAGUUUCAUUCUUUAAAACUUGUUUGUACUGGUGCUAACAGAACAUAUAAUUAAAGUCUGUUGAGAAAUUGA